Messenger RNA from Penicillium longicatenatum, 1335 nucleotides. RefSeq names its product pepsin-like aspartic protease. Gene Ontology annotation, cellular component: fungal-type vacuole. Lineage: Eukaryota; Fungi; Ascomycota; Eurotiomycetes; Eurotiales; Aspergillaceae. The coding region runs from base 1 to 1335 and encodes 444 amino acids. The transcript has a single exon. The record is from RefSeq and is a predicted model, not a curated record. Gene Ontology annotation, biological process: proteolysis. Gene Ontology annotation, molecular function: aspartic-type endopeptidase activity.
AUGCUCUUCCACCUCCUCACUCUCGCCACUGGCCCGCUAGUACUUGCCGGUGCUAGACACAUAUCAACUCGUCAAUCUUCCAGCACAACGUCUACUCUCAUAGCAACACAGUAUGGAACGGUUUUUGAUGCCCCAGUCACGAUAGGGAAUCAGACCUUCAUGCUCCUCGUCGAUACUGGGAGCAGUGAUACCUACGUGAUGCAAAACGGGUAUAAAUGCGUCAAUAGCACCGACAACCUCGUCAUACCACAGCUUGACUGCCUCUACGCGAACAAGACCUACCAAAAAUCCAAAACCUACCACCGCGUCCCAAAUGAGAUAUUCGGCGUAGAAUAUGGCGCAGGCAUUGCGAGCGGCCUCAUGGCCUAUGAACAAGUGUCAAUAGGUGGUAUAAGCGUGGAGGCACAGAAGGUCGGCAUCGCAAAUGAUUCGAACCCCAUGGGCGAUGGCGUGAAUAGCGGACUGCUCGGCCUGGCCUAUCCAUCUCUCACCUCCGCACAUCCGGCGAACCAGACAUCCAACAGCACAUACUGGCGUGAUCGUCUGGUGUACAACCCUUUGUUGUACACAAUGCAUGAGCAGGGCCUUGUAGAUUCAUACUUCAGUCUGGCGCUCGCGCACACACCGCAGAAUGAAUCUACAUCUUUUGGAGGGUAUAUGACUCUCGGUGGUCUGCCACCUGUCAACCACAGCUCCCACUUCGCGACAGUCCCUGUGGAAAUCACAGAUAACAUUCCGCUGUGGUUCACAUCCGGCAAAAAUGUUCGAUCGUACUGGUCAACCACUGUCAACAAUAUCACGUACGGGUCAUCGUUGAAUAACCUGACUACAAACUCAACUUCAUUUCAAGCAUUCAUCGACUCCGGGAAUUAUAUCUCUUACCUCCCUGACGCGAUUGUCGGUCCGAUCAAUGCUCUUUUCUCGCCUCCGGCGACUUAUGAAUCUGAAACUGGAUUGUAUGUUGUUGAUUGCUCUGCUAAAGCGCCGGAAUUUGGAUUGUCGCUUGGUGACCAGACAUUCUACCAUAAUGGCUCGGAUCUAAUCUACCAGACCUCUGAGGGGGUCUGUGUGUCCAGUCUGGCUUCGUCUUCAGAGGUAUCUCUGGGUGAUAUCACUUUGAAUAUAAUUGGCGUUCCAUUUUUGAAGAAUGUCGUCGCCGUCUUCGAUUUCGGGAAGAACGAGAUGCGAUUCGCGAAGAAGUUCAGCUCGAAGGAAAGUGUUUCGGGAAACAAUACCUUGGCCCCUCUGCCUUCUGAUGCUCCGGUACAGUACUCUAGCCGAUAUAGCAUUGUGAUUGGUCUGUUCCUGGGGCUAGUGAUCUCGCAAGCGGUAUAG